GGCAUUGCUGUCAUUACAUGAAGAAUCUACGUCAAGCUAAUAUCCGACUAUAAGUACCAUUCGCCCAACGCAAUCUUUGAAAUGCCGUCUACGCAACAGUUUCUACUCAGUGGCCGUCUUCGUUUCUGCAUUUUCCCAGAAAAGCACGUUUACCGGUGGAGAAGCUUGAGAAAGUUUGGAAUGGCGCCUCCGAUUCUCUCGCUGGUUUUGCCUUCAGAGACUGGUCGAGUUUUGAGCAUUCAGUCACACACUGUUCAGGGAUAUGUUGGAAAUAAAUCAGCUGUAUUUCCUCUCCAACUACUAGGCUAUGAUGUGGAUCCAGUCAAUUCUGUACAAUUUUCAAACCACACAGGAUACCCAACUUUCAAAGGCCAAGUUUUAAAUGGACAGCAACUAUGGGAAUUAGUAGAAGGCCUUGAGGCAAAUGACUUAUUAUACUACACUCAUUUGUUAACAGGGUAUAUAGGUUCAGUAUCCUUUUUAAACACCAUAUUGAAAGUUGUUGAGAGGCUGCGUUCUGUAAAUCCAAAACUUAUAUACGUUUGUGAUCCAGUGAUGGGUGAUGAAGGGAAGCUUUAUGUACCUCCGGAGCUGGUAUUAGUAUAUCGUGAGAAGGUUGUUCCAGUGGCUUCAAUGUUGACUCCUAACCAGUUUGAAGCGGAGCAUUUGACUGGGUUGAGAAUUGUUUCCGAAACAGAUGGCAGGGAAGCGUGUAAGAUUCUUCAUGCUGCUGGACCUCCAAAGGUUGUGAUUACAAGCAUUAAUAUAGAUGGCAAUCUUCUUCUCAUUGGCAGCCACCAGAAGGAAAAGGGCCAGUCUCCUGAGCAAUUCAAGAUUUUGAUGCCCAAAAUUCCUGCUUAUUUCACAGGGACAGGGGAUCUAAUGACUGCUCUCCUACUUGGAUGGAGUAAUAAAUAUCCUGAUAACCUCGGCCAGGCAGCAGAGCUUGCGGUAUCAAGCUUGCAGGCAGUACUCCGAAGGACAGUGAAUGACUAUUUAAGUGCAGGAUUUGAUCCCGAAACAAGUAGUUUGGAGAUCCGAUUAAUUCAGAGCCAGGAUGACAUUCGCAAUCCGCAAGUGAAAUUUAAAGCUGAAAAAUACAACUGAAGGGUGAUGUUUUUUUAGAAUAACAGUGGUAAUAACUAUAGAUGUCCUUGUAUAAUUUAAAACUAACACAGAUGGUCAUGCAAAAAUAAUUAUAUUUUCUUGUUUUCA
Mangifera indica (mango) is the source of this 1215-nucleotide messenger RNA. RefSeq names its product pyridoxal kinase-like. NCBI's taxonomy places the organism in Eukaryota, Viridiplantae, Streptophyta, Magnoliopsida, Sapindales, Anacardiaceae. Gene Ontology annotation, molecular function: pyridoxal kinase activity. The record is from RefSeq and is a predicted model, not a curated record. Gene Ontology annotation, cellular component: cytosol. Gene Ontology annotation, biological process: pyridoxal 5'-phosphate salvage. The coding region runs from base 82 to 1107 and encodes 341 amino acids. The transcript is spliced from 13 exons.